AUGGAUAAUAUUAAAAUAGUUCAUAAUCCCAUAAAAACCUAAAUUAGAUAUUUAGUUUUAAUAUUUUCCUCAUUAACAAUUGUAAAUAAAAAUAAAUAUUUAUAAUUUAAAAAAAAAAAAAAAUGCUAAAAUAAUAGUAUUUAAUAUCAACUAUUUUUUAAUUUAAAUAAAUAAAAGUUUGCUGAUUAUUAUAUUAUGGAUAUUCCAGCAUUAAUAAAAUCACAAAUAGAGGAAGUUUUUUCACCUAUAUAUGGCAAAGAAGAAACAUAAAUAUAUUAUAGCUUUCUAUAUUCUGUGUAUUCAAUUCCAAAUAUAAUUUUACCUUUAUUUGGAGGAAUAUUAUGUGAUUAAUUAGGAUACCGAAAAAUGACUCUAGUAUUUUUAUUUUUUAUAACUUUGGGAUAAAUAUUUAUUACAUAUGGAGUUAUAAAAAAAAGUAUAUUUAUAAUGAUUUUUGGUAGAUUUAUAUUUGGAAUAGGAGGUGAAUCAUUAAAUAUAUCAAUUAAUUCAUUAAUAGUUAAUUGGUUUUAAGGAAGUGAAUUAUCUUUUGCCCAAGCUUUGAAUUUAAGUUUUAUAAGAUCUGCAAGUGUUUUAAAUACUUUUAUGACUCCUAGAAUAGCAGAAUACAAAUCAAUGGAUUAGUGUUUCAUAUUUGGAAUUUUUAUUUGCUUUCUUAGCUUUUUUAGCUCCAUUUUACUCGUUUAUAUUGAUUAUAACUUAAAUCGAAAUAAUUUCGAAGAAUAAAAAGAAAAAAAAAAAUACAACUAAGAUUUAAGCAUAUGGGAAAAUAUUUUUUUAUUUAGUAAAAAAUUUUAAAGGACUUGCAAAAAAUUUAAUUUACUUUUUUGGGCUUUAUCAAUAUUAACAGUAUUUUUAUAUGUUGAAGUUAUUACAUUUAAUACAUUUUCCAGUUCCAUUUUAAUAGAACUAUGGUUACCAUAAGAUAAUACUUUAGAAAAAAAUUAAGAACUAGCAGGAGAAAUGAUGAGUAUUCCUUAUUUGAUGGCUUCUUUUUUAUUCCCUUUAUUUGGGUUUAUUUGUGAUAAAUAUGGACAGAGAAUAAAUUUACUAAUAGUAGCAUCUUUACUUUGUUUAACAUCUUUUAUAAUUUUCCCUAUUUUAUAUCCGGUUAUAAGUUUAUCAAUAUUAGGAUUGUCUUAUGCUAUGUUUGGAGCGGUAAUAUGGCCUACUAUAUCAUAUAUAAUUCCUUAAAAAAGAUUAGGAAUUGGCUACGGAGUAAUGAAUUCUAUUUAAAACUUUGGAACUGGAAUUAUGCCUCUAGUAAUUGCAUUUAUUGAAAUAAACGGAAACAGUAUGAGUGUGAUUUUUACUUUUAUAUCUAUUUCAAUUAUUAGUGUUUAUUUGUCAAUUGUAGUUUAAAGAAUUGAUUCUAGAUAAAAGAUUAGUUUAAAUGAAAAUGAUUAAA
Messenger RNA from Ichthyophthirius multifiliis, 1426 nucleotides. Its product is annotated as major facilitator superfamily protein, putative. Gene Ontology annotation, biological process: transmembrane transport. The annotation marks the transcript as partial. The transcript has 7 exons. NCBI's taxonomy places the organism in Eukaryota, Ciliophora, Oligohymenophorea, Hymenostomatida. Gene Ontology annotation, molecular function: transmembrane transporter activity. The record is from RefSeq and is a predicted model, not a curated record.